AUGGCAUCGAGUCGCAAGCAUCAUCUGAAGGUAAUUUGUCACAAGUAACAUUGAAUUUUAUUUUUUGUAAUUAAACUUUAUCUUGAGCACAAUAUAUUAUAAUAUGACAGUAUAAUGAAAGUUUUUGUGUGUUGUGAUGUGUAUUCCCCUGUUAACCUUCAUCCAGUUGUGUCACCAUUCCUGCUUCUCUCUCCUUCUCCAGAGUGUGAUGCUCCAGAUUGCUAAGGGCUUGCUAGACGCGGAGGCCAUAGAGGCAAUGGAAGAGAAAAAAAGGUACAUGGAUGAGAACUGCGCCGCAUUGGACAUGCCUGGGUCAUUGGCGGAUCUGCAGGUACAGUAUCACCAAUGGUUGAAAUCAACAGUGUUUACAAAUGCUUAAACUAGAUUUUCAAUCUACAUUGUCAGGAAAUUCACUUUUGUUGCCCCACAGCGCAGGUUGUUUAUAUUACAUUCAGUUCUUAAUUUCAAUCUUUAGUUGUUAAAGGUUCAUUUAGUUAAUAACCUCCUGCAGGAACUGUGCAAGACAAUUCAUCACCAGAUUGAUAAGGUGGAUGAGGAGAGAUACGAGCUGGCAGGCAAAGUGGGCAAGUGUGACAAAGAGGUACAGAAACCCUAAUUAAUCUGUCAAAUGAAAUCCUGUUGUAGCCAGUUGAGGUUGAUUUUCUCUCUUGUUAACAUUGGUGACCUGAAGAUAAAAGUGCAGAUCUUGUCUUUUUCCUGACUUCCUCUCUUCACAGAUUGAGGAUUUGAAGAUUAAAGUGAUUGAGUUCCAGGGCAUGAAGAAGCCAGCUCUGAAGAAAGUGCGUAUGUCUGCUGACUCCAUGCUCCAGGCACUGCUGGGCUCCAAGCACAAGGUGUCUAUGGAUUUCAGAGCCAACUUGAAAGAAGUGAAGAAGGAGGUCAAAGAGGAGGUGGGUAUUUGUGUGGAAACCUACAAAGCAGAGAAUUGGUAUAAUACUAUGGAUCGAUAUCCGUGCAUAGCCACGGGAAGGUGUAAGAUGUUUUGAGUUUGCAAAACGCAUUUCAUGCAAUUCUACAUAGUUUUACAUGACUGGAGACAUUUGAAGAAUCUUUUUUAUUACCAAACUAAUAACCGUAAUGACAGGGUACUCUGACCCUGAAACAACCGUAAUGACAGGGUACUUUGACCCUGAAAAACUGAGAUCAAUAGAAACGACCUAGUCUUGAAUGCAACCAAUAGCCUAGGCCAACGAAAAGAGUGGAAGACACCCAUAUUGUACAAUAUGAGGAUGAAAGUAUAGUUCUAAAAACCUUUCCAGUGGCACUGACUCACCCAAUGAUGAAUAUAUUGUAUAUGUGCACUCAGUGGUGAUGGCAGAUGCACUCGUGCCAAUAGCCUAUCUCUCAAAGAUACUUUGUAAAACAAUGCUGUUCGCUCAAUAUUGGGAGUUGAUCAAAUAUUUUGGUAGCCUAACAACAGACUAGAGACAGAUUAGACUCUUCUCUAUUUAGCAGUAUCCAUUGGACUUCCAAACUUUUUCCCCAUGAUUGUAUUUUGAAAUAUUGCGAAAGGCCAGGCUAUUUUAGCUGCUGUUCACUGAUAGCCACAACUCAACAAUCAGCUGUUUGAUAUUUGCCGCACGUGCUGCCCAAAUUGCAGCAGGCUUCCUGACUGUAUGCGCUUGUGAUUCCACACAAUCCACAGCUAAAGAAGCUAUUGAUCCUCUGUGGCUAAAAUGUGCUCUCUGGUAUAGUAAUUUGAAUGAUUUCAUUAUUUCUGUACAGACAGGAGCCUAUAAUUUUGGCAAAUGUAUUUAAAUGUAUCAGAGGGUGCAGCAGCACCUCCAGCACCCCUACUUCCCGACGCUAUGUAUCAGUACAGUACAUUACAUUUGAAGUAAAUAAUUUGAGUCAUAUUAAACUAUUUUGGCACUAAUAUCACUCCAUAUUGACUAAUAUCACUCCAUAUUUACUAAUAUCACUCCAUAUUGACUAAUAUCACUCCAUAUUGACUAAUAUCACUCCAUAUUUACUAAUAUCACUCCAUAUUUACUAAUAUCACUCCAUAUUUACUAAUAUCACUCCAUAUUUACUAAUAUCACUCCAUAUGUACUAAUAUCACUCCAUAUUUACUAAUAUCACUCUCUGAAUGUACUUCUUUCCUUUUUACAAAACCCUUAAAGCUCAAAUUAAAUGACCUAAACAAAUAGCUUAGAUUCUCUCUUGACCUGAUCUCUCUGCUGUAACACCCACUCUACCCUUACAGGACAAAGAUGCAGUUGGUGACUGGCGUAAGAACAUUGAUGACAAGGCCGGCAUGGACGGCAGGAAGAAGAUGUUUGAGGCCGCAUAA
This is a messenger RNA of Coregonus sp. 'balchen', 2314 nucleotides long. Lineage: Eukaryota; Metazoa; Chordata; Actinopteri; Salmoniformes; Salmonidae. The record is from the annotation of a GenBank genome assembly.